This is a messenger RNA of Rubroshorea leprosula, 1234 nucleotides long. The record is from the annotation of a GenBank genome assembly. Lineage: Eukaryota; Viridiplantae; Streptophyta; Magnoliopsida; Malvales; Dipterocarpaceae.
AUUAUAGUCGAUCAUGGAAAUCAAAAACCAGGAAGAGAAGGAGAAGAAAGAUUCGGUUUUAUCCCAAUUUCAUGGGAUUCCAUCAAUUCAACUUCCAAGCAAUUUGCUGAGCAUCCAUGAGUAUGGAAAAUUUGUUCGGGCUUUAUGCUCUUUACCGAUAAAAGCGUCUUUCUUUGAUCCGAUCGGUCCGAUCUAGGAUGACAUUCUCUACUGGGAGGAUUCACUUCAAUCCUCUUCGAUCCUAGAACCUGACAAUCAGAUGAAUCGUAUUCUCGCCGGGAACAAGGAAUCGGUUUCAUCCCGAUCGAUUGGGGAACCUGUCAAGGAGAUAAAGAGUGUUAUCCUGGGUAAGGAUGAUUUUCAGUUUCAACUCAAUCAAUUGUCAAGUAGAUGACUAGUUUCAUCAGUUUUAUCCCAAUCUGAUGAUUCAAAACUAGGGUUUGUUACCUUUCCCCUUUUUUCUUUUACCGAUGUUAAUUAUGAUCCUUUUGUUUUUUGUAUGGUGCUGCUGCUAAUCAACUGGUAUUGUUUACCUACUUAUUUGCCAGGGGACUGUGAUUCACAUUUCUUCUGUCUUCCCAGCUUGGUCCCUUGGCAGAGCCAUUGGAGUUGAGGCUCAGCAGAAAAAGACCAAUUCCUUUAUUUGACUUGUGUUGGGAUCAAUACUAUGAGUAUAGACAUCACUGAAAUGAGAUCUGCUGCAACCUCUGGCUGCAGAAUCUCCAACCUGGCCAUGUCGCCUACCUUGUUUCAGUUCCCUCAGAGAAGUUGCAAUGUCUAUCUUACCUUUUCUUUUAAUUUCCCUUUUUUCCUAGGGCUUUACAUUGUUGAUGAAAGAACAUUAAACAAAUAAGAAUUUAAAUUAUUAGAAAGUAUUCAUAACUUAACUAAUUCAUGUCUCUGCUCUGUUUUGGUUUCUUGUCAAGAAAAUGAAAAAUUGGAAGCUAGUUGAAUAUCCUAUUGCAGGAGAAAUUUUGUAGAUUGAUUGUAUGAGGACAUCCUGUUGCAGUUAUUGCUGAGAGGGUGUGUCUUUUGCUGCUGUUUAUAGAGAGGAAUGGGAUCUCCAGCAGAGCAUUACUCAUGGAGAAUUGAAACAAACGUUCCUCUUGCUCACCCUUUCAAUGGACCCAAGUCACCUGUUCGUGAAUUAGAUAUGAAGGCCCCAAUAAGGAAACAGUUGGCCAAUAUUGUUAUCGUGGAAUAUCCUGUAAUUCAUGUUUUUCUCCCUUCACAU